Molecule: messenger RNA, 594 nt
Organism: Arachis ipaensis
Lineage: Eukaryota; Viridiplantae; Streptophyta; Magnoliopsida; Fabales; Fabaceae
Product: pectinesterase inhibitor 2-like
Biological process (GO): negative regulation of catalytic activity
Molecular function (GO): pectinesterase inhibitor activity
Source: RefSeq, a predicted model, not a curated record
AUGGUUAAUUUCUAUGUUAAUCGUAGACCUUCCUUGAUCUCUUCCAUUGUGCUGAUUUUCCUUUUACUUGAUGCAUCCUCAUUAUCCUAUGCAGCAAACAGAGUUGUGGAAAUAAACGUAAUAUGCAAGAACAAAGACCUGAUGGAAGACGACGUACCCUUCCGUGUGUGUUACAACCUUCUAAACUCAAUUCCUGGUGGUGCAAAGGGUAAAGAUCUCGUUACCCUAGUACGGUACACAAUUGGCGUGGUACGUGCCAAAAUUACGAACACAAUCCAUUUCAUCGACUCUUUGAUUGUGAAUUCGCGUAAUUCUAGUUUAAAGGAUCACUACGAGACGUGUUUGGACCACUUCGGCGAAGAAGGCGCGCUCGGCAGCAUUGAUUACAGCGGAGAAUUGUUGGAGAAAGGAGAUUACCUGGGCGUGAAUGUGGCUGCUAGUGCUGUCAAUACCUUUAUUGAUGAUUGUGUUUAUGGAGAAUCACCAUCUGAUCAUCCUUUACCUGAUCCAUCUAGGCUCCCUCAACAUGCUUCUAACGUUGAGAAACUUGUUGACAUAAUUAUGGCUAUUGCAAAGUUACUAUACACAGGUUAA